Molecule: messenger RNA, 1461 nt
Organism: Epinephelus lanceolatus (giant grouper)
Lineage: Eukaryota; Metazoa; Chordata; Actinopteri; Perciformes; Serranidae
Product: low affinity immunoglobulin gamma Fc region receptor III-A-like
Biological process (GO): cell surface receptor signaling pathway; immune response
Cellular component (GO): external side of plasma membrane
Molecular function (GO): transmembrane signaling receptor activity
Source: RefSeq, a predicted model, not a curated record
CUGCUCUUCUGUUCUGAUGAUCAGACAGUCAGCGAGGAGACAUCAUGCAGGUCACAGCGCUGUGCGUCGCACUGAUGUUGAAUGUGAUGUUGCUGCUCACUGAUGAAGGGCAGAGCAGCUCCAGUGUUCACAGAUCUGAUGCAUGUGUUCUUCACGUGGACCCAAACAGACUGCAGUUCUUUGAGUAUGACUCCAUCUCAUUCAAGUGUCGGGGGUUUCACGGCUCAUCAGAAUGGAGAGUGAUGAGAAAGGUUUCCUCAAAUGUUUCUCAGUGGGACUCUGGAUUCUUAAACAUCACACCUGCCUUUGAAACACACAGUGGAGAGUACUGGUGUGAAAAUGCAGAGGGAGACAGGAGCAACGCUGUCAACAUCACCGUCACUGCUGGUGAUGUGAUCCUGGAGAGUCCUGCUCUGCCUGUGAUGGAACGACAUGCCGUCACUCUGCGCUGCAGAAGAAAGAUGACAUCGUCCAGCUCUGCAGCUGACUUCUAUAGAGACGGCCUCUUCAGUAAGACUGGAUAUACGGGCCGGAUGACCAUCAGCAAUGUCUCCAGGUCCAAUGAAGGACUCUACAGGUGUCACAUCUCUGGAGCUGGAGGAUCAGCAGAGAGCUGGCUGGCUGUCACAGCAUACAUCCCUCCUGCACCUCAAGACACAACCCCUCAGUAUCAGGAGAUACCUCCUCAUCCUCGGCACCAUGGCUCCAUUCAGCUCUCCGUCCCGUUACCGGCUGUUUUCACCGUCACGUGUGUGGCUGCGCUGCUGUUAGCUGUGGGGCUGCUUCAGUGUCGCAAACGCAAAGUUGCAUGCUUUUCCUCUGAGGCACCAACAACAGGAUUAAACCCUGUCAGUGAACGUGCCCUCGUAGCUGAGCCACACAUGGAUAUAUAUGCUAAUAUCACACGGCCGAAGAAGAAUAGAGUUAGUGGACACGCCCAUGUAGCUGACCCACCCAUGGCUCUAUAUGCUAAUAUCCCACGGCGCAAGAAGAAAAGAAUUCGUCCUGAGGCAAACGUGGCUGAUCAAAAUGGGACGUGUGCUGUUGUCACAACGAAGAAGAAGGCGAGAGGUUCUGGGGAGGCACGUGCAGCUCCUACAAACAAAGCAAAACGGAGCAAGGAGAGAGGUCACAGAAAAGUGGAAACACCUGACUGAAGGACGGAAUACUUGUGACGAAACCAUCCCGCACAUAACCAACCUCCAGGAGGAGGGGGAUGAUGUGACGGAGCGACUCUUUCACUGACUGUGGGCAGUCCCCGCUCCCUUUCUGUCUUCACCGAGUCAUUAAACAUAAUAAUUAAAAUAGUUUUCCCUCUUUCCCUCUGUUUCAUUCAUAUCCAUACAUUCACACAGUCCUUGUAUCACUCACCUUACGGAGUAUGUUGCAUAUUCAUCCUGCUGGUGCCAGCCAUCUGAGUUUGGUUGGCGAAACAGGGCGUAACAUUUUGUUGUGUUAAAU